Messenger RNA from Strongylus vulgaris, 190 nucleotides. The record is from the annotation of a GenBank genome assembly. NCBI's taxonomy places the organism in Eukaryota, Metazoa, Nematoda, Chromadorea, Rhabditida, Strongylidae.
GCAGCAACCCGCACGAACAAUGCAAAAACAUUCCAUGAGUAUUCUCGCAUAUCCAACCUACAGCAGAGAUGGUGCACUCUUCGAGGUCAACUUGAGAUUAAAACAAGCAACAAACUUGAAAUACCCAUGGACCAAGUGGAACCUGCUAGCGAAAUUGUGAAAAGAUUUGUUACUGGCAAGUCUUUCAUUA